Molecule: messenger RNA, 1269 nt
Organism: Penicillium verhagenii
Lineage: Eukaryota; Fungi; Ascomycota; Eurotiomycetes; Eurotiales; Aspergillaceae
Exons: 1
Coding region: 1-1269 (422 amino acids)
Source: RefSeq, a predicted model, not a curated record
AUGGCCCCUAAAACCGCCAAUUCCCCCGAACGCGUCGCAACCAUCAUGCUAUCAUGGCACUCCCUCGAACUCGUCUCUUGCAGCACCUUACAGACACUGUGGGCAGGAUAUGGAAGAAUCUGUGCCAUCACUGCCCGAGCCACGACCGAAGAUGCAGCUCGGAAACUCGACAAGCUUUGUGGAUUGGAAUCCGGGGUCGUUGGGACCAUUUACCCUCUCGUCCUAAAGCUCAUAUCGCCUCCGAGGAAUAAUAGCACUAGCAAUGCAGACGAGGGACACUUGCGAAAAAUGCUGAGCUAUGAGGUGGAGCAAUAUUUCUAUACAGAUGUGGUCCCGCUGCUGGGUGACGAUAUUGCUGUUGCCAACUGCCUUGCGUCAACACGCGGCAUGAGCGGCCAUGGCGAGUGUGAAGAAGAGCUCAGAGGUCUGAUGGCUACUAUUAUGGUCGAUCUGCGACCAAAGUUUCCUGUAGUUGGAGGGAGGAGGGGCGCGUUGAAUUGCACACAAGUCUACGCAGCUCUGGAUUGGCUCGCCAGAUUCCACGGCCGCUCUUUAGGAUUAAAACCGAGCAACCUGGAUGACUAUAUUUUGCCUCCCCUCCUAGAAUCUACUAAAAGACAAAGUACCGGAAAGGUCCGAAGCGGCCUUUGGCUUAAUGGAGGCUAUACGUAUCUUGCGACACGAGGCAAAGAGUACGCUUCUCUGGUUGAGGAUAACUCGGAUUGGACAGAAGCUUUGUGCAGCAGCUUCGAAGGCUCGUAUGAGUCAGUCGCCGAGCUAGUUGCACUCUUCCUGAACCCACGUGGAAGGGCAAUCGAGUCUUAUAUCCACGGUGACGUCAAGUCGGAGAACCUCUUCACGACCUCAGAUGGAGAAAAUGUGGCGUUCUUCGAUUUCCAAUACGUCGGACUAGGUCUUGGGGUGUGUGACCUCGCCAAGCUUUUCACUUGUUCGGUGCCUCUGCAUAUGCUUGUUGAUACGCAUGAGCCUUUGCCAGAUCAACUGACAAUGGGUGAUGGCGAGAGGCAACUGCUGGAGAGGUACCGCACCAGUUUUCUCCAGAACAAGCUAUCCGUUCCGUACGAAUGGGAAGACUUUAAAAGACACUGGGAAACGGCUCUCGUUGACUGGUGCAGAUUCCAGGCCUCAUGGGGCUUUUGGGGGAAUACCGAGUGGCUUGAAGCUCGUGUGAAAUCGAUUCUGGGCGACCAGCAGUGGAGAAUCUGGUUACGACAGAAUACCGGAAACCGGCCCAGUCAACAAAAAUAG